Molecule: messenger RNA, 8034 nt
Organism: Alexandromys fortis (reed vole)
Lineage: Eukaryota; Metazoa; Chordata; Mammalia; Rodentia; Cricetidae
Product: macrophage-expressed gene 1 protein-like
Exons: 2
Coding region: 244-2358 (704 amino acids)
Biological process (GO): defense response to bacterium
Source: RefSeq, a predicted model, not a curated record
UACCCUGUACCUGGUGGAGAUAAAAGCAUGUCAAGAAGGGCAAAUGUUGCUACUGACCUCUUCAUAGUCAGCAAAAGAAUCUGGCACUGGAGACUGACAAGAGAACAGAACAGUGAGCCAAGUUUGGAACAAGGCCAAGAGAGCGAACAAAAAGCCAAAAUAGGCUCCCCAGGAAAAGAACAGUUUGCCCCAGGCUCUCUGGUGGAUGUCCAGGACUAGUGUGUGACUGGGGCUAUCUUCACCAUGAACAGCUUCAUUGUCACAGCCCUCAUCUGGACCACAGUAGCAUGUGCUGAAGAAGACAAGCUCCUAGGAGAGACCAGUGAAACUAGUUUUCGAAAGUGCCAACAGGCUUUCAAUAUACCAGUUCUGGAAGUGCUACCUGGAGGGGGCUGGGAUAAUCUGAGAAACAUAGACAUGGGACGGGUGAUGGACUUGACAUACACCAACUGUAAGACCACAGAAGAUGGACAGUACAUCAUCCCCGAUGAAGUCUUUACUAUUCCUCAGAAAGAGAGCAACCUGGACAUGAACUCAGAAAUCCUGGACUCCUGGGUGAAUUACCGCAGCACCACCUCAGCUUCCAUCAACAUGGGGCUCGAUUUUCCUUUCAAAGUCAACGGCAAGUUCUCUUCUGAGUUCCAAAGGAUGAAGACCCUUCAAGUGAAAGACCAUGCUGUAACUACAAGAGUUCAGGUGAGAAAUUUGGCCUACACAGUGAAAAACAACCCAAGUUCAGAACUCACCUUGGGAUUUAAGAAAGAGCUCAUGGAAAUAUGUGACCAUCUAGAGAAAAACCAGACAAAGAUGGCCACCUACCUGGCAGAACUGUUGGUCCUCAACUAUGGCACACACGUAAUCACCAGUGUGGAUGCUGGGGCUGCACUCAUUCAGGAGGACCACAUAAGGUCCUCCUUCCUUAAGAACCACAAGGGAAACCAUGUCGCUGUGACCACCUCUGCUGGAAUCACUUUCGCAAAGGCUGUGAACUUCAACCCUGAAGCAGGCUUUGAUUACCAAAAUAGCUUUACCACAGGCUACCUUGCUAACAGAACCAACUCCAGGAUGCAGAGCAUCGGAGGGGCUCCAUACUACCCAGGCAUCACCUUAGAAACCUGGCAGAAUGGCAUGGCUAACCACUUGGUGGCAGUAGACCGAUCUGGUUUGCCUCUGCAUUUCUUCAUCAAGCCUAACAAGCUGCCUGGUUUUCCAUACCACUUGGUGGAGAAGCUAUCGAAGACAGUGGAAACUGCCGUGAGAAACUACUACAACUUUAACACAUACCCAGGCUGCACAAAUGUUGAUUCCCCCAACUUCAAUUUUCAAGCCAAUACAGAUGAUGGCUCCUGUGACGGUAAGGUAGCCAACUCUCCCUUCGGAGGGGUUUAUCAGGUGUGUCAACAACUCUCGUACAGUUCACUAAUUCUCUGCCAAAAGUUGGAACAGAAGAAUCCACUCACUGGUGAUUUCUCCUGUCCCUCUGGAUACAGUCCUGUCCAUUUACUGACUCAGACCCAUGAGGAGGGUUACAGGGACACAGAUUGCAGACUGAAGUGUACCCUCAAGAUCUUCUGUAAGAAAGUGUGUGAAAAUGUAUUCAAAGUGGCUAAGGCUGAAUUCAGGGCUUAUUGGUGUGUGGCCAGUAGUCAAGUAUCCCAAAACUCAGGACUUCUCUUUGGGGGAGUCUUCACUGACAAGAGCAUCAACCCUGUGACAAAUGAACAGUCAUGCCCAUCUGGGUACCUUUCACUGAGUCUGUUACAGAACCUCAAGGUAUGUGUUUCUAUGGAUCAUGAGUUGGGGCAUAAGUUUUCAAUCCCCUUUGGUGGGUUCUUCAGUUGCACAAAGGGGAACCCGUUGGUUAAUUCUUCAACAUCCAGAGACUUAGGGGAAUCAUUUCUGCAAAAGUGUCCUGGGGGCUUCAGCCAACAGCUAGCUGUUAUCAAUGAUGGCUGCCAAGUGUCCUAUUGUGUCAAGGCUGGCAUCUUUACAAAAGAUUCCCUAGCUCCUGUUAGGCUACCACCUUACACUCAGCGUCCGCUCAUGAGUCAGUCUGACACCAGCUCUAAUGAAGAGACGAGUAGCUAUAGUGCCGAACCCUGGAUUAAGGACUCCUACACUCAGCAGUGGAAGCUAGAGAAGCCAUCGGGACUGUUCAGCCGUAGCACUUCAGGAGGAACCAUUGCUGGAAUCACAGUUGGGGCUAUCCUGGCAGUAGGCGUUUUCAUUGCCAUGGCCAUCUAUGGCCACCGGAGGUCUAAGAAGAGUGAAUACAAAGUAACUUCAAAAAUGUCUUUUCCUUCCUUUGCAAGAACUAGAGCCACUCCUGAUGGAGUGCAGGAUCCAACUCCAGCUUAAUUCUUCCCGAAAGGAACAGUUUCUCUCACCUCCAAGCAUGGGUUCAAGCAUUUCUUUUACUCCUUUCUCCUUCACCUCUGCCUUCCUAAGGAGUAAAAUGAGAGCUGCAAUAAAAAGACAGUUUUAUAAUGCUGUGACUGUGUUCAUGUCUCUGCACUGGGGACUAAAGGAUCAAUGUGAACAAGGUAGGGGAAGAAAGAUUUCAACUAAUUCAGCAAAAGCCAGCCCUGGUUCCCAGCCAUAAUGGGAGCAUGCAUUCCCAACAAGGCACAGGUUACCCCCACCUGAAUCUCUGUAUGUGAAAAGAGAUAGGCCAGAGAGCAACAAGAGCUUUGGGAUGAAACUGCAUUUAGUCUGAAGUCGACAGAAGUUUCCAAUUUGUCUGUCAGAAGAUGUUACCAUCCCUGUAUCUUGUUUAGGGUUUUAUGCUCCCAGAGGCAGUCAGGACUCUGAAAAGACACAGACAUGUAGUGAUAUUUCACUUGUAUUUUAAUAAAUAAAGCAUGCCUGAAGUUCAGAGAGUAAAACCGUCACACUGAUCAGCCUUACAGACCAGGCAGUGGUGAUACACACCGUUAAUCCCAGUAUAGCCACACUAAUUUGCCACAGAAGCCGGCAGUAGUGGUGCACACCUUUAAUCCCAGCACUAGAGAGGACUAUACAAUGGGAGGAGACAGCUCUCACACACAGUCUCAUUCUGAGAUUCCUGGAGACAGGAUCACUAUUUCGGACUGAGGUAGAGGUAAGAGCCAGUGACUGACUCGUUUGCUUUUCUGACCUUCAGGCAAACAUUAUUUAUUAAAAUACAAAUACCAAGCCCAUUUUCUAUGUCUGCCCUACAGUUAGGAUUUCCUUUGCCCAGAUCAGUUUUAGACUUCUGAAUAGUGUCAACAAACCUUCAGGAAAUAUUUUAACUUACAAACUUCUCAUAUGAGGUCAGAAGCAAAAGGGUGGUGGGAAACUGGAAAUAAAUCAAGACACAUAAAAAACUCAAGAGGACUCCAAUGUUCCAGGAACUGGCUGAUUUCUUCUCGCUGGCCUCAGACAGACGUUGAAAGGGACUGUUGUUUAGAUAGGUCAAUUAUUAUGGUUUAAUCUCCGAUGUUACCAAAAAUAUAACUCUUUCUUCUUCUGUGACUAACACUCACCCUUCAUGUCUUCCCACCGCAAGUGUGGGAAAAAAUACAGAGACACAAACAUACAUACACCCCAUAUUACAAGUCUUUAUUUUCCAAGGGGUGAAAAAUGCUAAAGUCAAAAUAAGCCCCCCACUUAGGUUUACUUCCUCUUUUAAACUAAAACCAAACCCAAAAUUCAUUAUGUCCUGUUCUUUCCGUUUUGGCUUGCUUUCCCUGCUAGACACAGGGCUGAUGUGAUAAAAAAAAAAAAAAAGUUAUGCCGGGCGGUGGUGGUGCACGCCUUUAAUCCCAGCACUCGGGAGGCAGAGGCAGGCGGAUCUCUGUGAGUUCGAGAACAGCCUGGUCUAGAAGAGCUAGUUCCAGAACAGGAACCAAAAGCUACCGAGAAACCCUGUCUUGAAAAUCAAAAGAAAAAAAAAAAGGUUAUGUCAUUAAGUUAACUGGAAAAGGCCUCAAGAACCACUUGUGACAUUUAUUUCAAUUGAAGAAUGACUUUCAUGGGAUAUCUGGCAGGGUACAUUAUUGACACCUGGCAAUAGUUGGGGUUUUGUUCAAUUUUAAUAUCUGAUUUGAUUCUCUACAACAUAGAAAUUACUCCACAGCCGCUUCAGAAACUGUACCUAUUCACCACAGCACGUGACCAGUGAGCUACCUUCUAUGAAAGACCAUGUGUUCUCUCCUCACUGUCUACAUUCAAGGGCUGUGCACACAGUAGGCCCUCUGGGUGCACAGUAGUCUCAGCCUCUGGGAAUGUGGGAAGAAUUACUCAUUCACUGCAGAGAAGAGUGGAGAGCUGAAUUUGAAUUCUGCCUCCCUCCUGCCCAGUCAAAGGGGGUUGACUCCAUAACCUCUUCACCAAACCUGCCCUUUUCAGUAUUAAAAUGUUCAAUAUUAAAACUUUUUCCUCCAUGCCUUGUGGAUUACUGAGUGAGUUUUGCUUCAGUCAAGCUAAGAAUUUGUCUUAAAGUGCUGACUUUCCUCUGUGAAUUCUUUAAGGAUUACUAAGCCUGUACAGCACAACAGGAGACUCCUAGACCGAAGGCACCAACCUCCCAUUGAGACAAAAGUAUCUCACUUAUAUUUCUACUAACAAAGAUGCAUAUAAAUAUUUGUUAAAAUGUAUACUGGAAGCCUUCAUUACCUUCUUAUUGUGUUCUAAUCAGUGUUAGAAUCAUUAAAACUAAACGUUUAUUUGAAGGGGAAAACCCACCUGCAAAUGAUUAAAGACUAUACUCCAUCGUAGUCACGUGAAGUCACUUUCAAGAAGUUGGUAUUCAGGACCUGAGACUUGAAUCAGCAGCUGAGAGCACUUGCUGCUUUCUGAAAUUGUAUUCCUAACACUCACACAGCAGCUCACAACCCUCCACAACUCCAGUCCCAGGGGACCCACUUCAGGCAAAAUACUCUUACACAUAAAAUCAAAACAAAUUAAUAUUAAGAAGAAGUUAACAUUUCUAGCUUUCAAGAUAACCAUUUUCCCACAAAUUCACACUCCUUUCCCUUGCCAUGUGGUCUGUUUAAUUGGGAGGAACCUAGACACGGGCCAGGUCAAAUGUGUGGGUAGAAGAGAUGCUGAGAUUUUUAGAAAAUAAAGGGGGUUUCCCUUUAUCUAGCUAGUCGGACUGAGGUUGCUCACACAUAGAGGAAGUAAUCCACAUGCUUCUGAGACAGGUGCCAAAGCACUUCUACAAAAGCAGGCCCUUCGGAGUAACCACAGUUUGCGCUUGUUCAUUUGCAGUUCAUUGUUCUGCAAUACACCUCAUGAGCACCAGGGGGCGAUGUCCUCUCGUAGAGCAACACCAAGAACUUCAGAGCACAGCAGUUACAAAUGGAACACCUGACCUCUGGACCUUCACCAGCCCUCUCCGGGAAACCCCCAUUCAUAUGCUGUUGGUAACAGACAAGCAAAGGGGGCAGCAAUUGUUUCUUAUGCUCUCACGCUGUUGCAUGCCAAGCUCCUCUGAGAUAAAAACUUUCCAUUUCGGAGGGAAGCUUCUCAAGACACAGAAUGUUCUCCAGGGAAAGCAAACAUUCCAUCUUGUAUGUCACACUCAUGUCUGGGGGCAUCAGGGCAGGCACUCAAGGCAGAAGCUGAAGCAGAGGCCAUAGAGGAACGCUGUUCAUUACUGUGCUCCCUAUGACUUGCUCAGCCACAUCAAUGUGCAUUAACCAAGAAGACGCUCCUCAGGCUCGUCCACAGGCCAGUCUGUUGGGGACAUUUUCCUAAGCUGACUUCCCUCUUCCCAUGACUCUUGCUUAUGUCAAGCUGGAAAAAAAAAAACUCACCAGGACACUCCCUAAGUUUGGGAAAUAAACAUCUCAAAAGCCCAGUGUCUCUUUCUCUUCCUGCUGCCUAUAGAUCUAGAACUCUCUGCUGCCCCUCCAACACUAUGUCUGCCCGUGUGCAACCAUGCUUCCUGGCAUGAUACUAAACCUCUGAACUGUAAGUCGGCCCCAAUUAAAUGCUUUCCUUUACAAGAGUUGCUGUGGUCAUGGUGUCUCUUCACAGCAACAAAACCCUACGACAACUAGCUAUGUAUAAAUAGAAAGGACUGCUGAGAGACAUUCUCAGAUAAGUUGAACUGCCUAGAAGAGGCUCAGACCAGCCAAGCUGCCUAGAAGACGCAAGAUGAUCCCUGAAGAGUCACCUGGAAGGAGUUCACAUUACCUGAGCUGGCUGGAAGAGAUGGUCUCCAAACUGUUGAGCCCCCUUCUGGCUGUACAGUGUGCUCUGGGUUUCCAUCUUCUGUGAGCCUGCCCGUGCUAGGGUAGGCUGUUGGUGAUGCAACUGUCUUUGUGUCAUUUCUGAUUCUAAAAGUAACCCCUCACCCAUAUUUCCACAAGAAAAUGAGAACAAAAUACAAACAAACAAACAAACAAACAAAAACCUCACUGGCUCACCAGGAGGUACUUCGGAGGUAUCCGAACGUGGUUGGUCACCAGUUCCACAUCUGGCAUGAGAAACAGGGCUGCACAACAUGAGCACGAAGUGGGGCAAGAUGGGGAAAAGUAGUUUUGACCAAGUUUGAAACCACAGGGAAGUCGGAGUCUUACGAAAGGAGAGGGGAAUGGAACACAAAGGCACGGACUACCACAGAUAUACCACCCAUCUUCAGGGAUCAGCGUCUCAUGAGGUGUGACGAAUCCCACUUGUCAUCCCUGGAGUCCCAGGCAGGGAGAACAUGGCUGCUGGUGCUGAGACUGUGAAAGGAAAAGCAUGGGGUCCCCUGCUUGGCUCAGCAGAGCACACUGGAGCUUCUUUUGAAAGCAAAGUGGCGCUAGGCCCAGGGUUUGCCCUCCUUUAAAUCGUGACUAUACUCUUAUAUGUUGGGAAAAGAGAAGAGGCAAGAGAUUUCCCCUGACCUUUAGGGGCUUUCUGAGCCCAAGCCUGGGUACUGGGGCCUUAAAUGAUGUAGGAGGGACACAGGCCACUGAUCUUACGUUCAGUGCUCUAGGGGUUAAGAACUGUCCCCAAAGUCACGAAGACCUGUUUCAACACAGAUGUGACUCUAGUUCCCAUUAACCCAGACCGAGGAAUUAGCAUAAACACCAUGUGAGUGUCUUAGGCAUCUCAGCAAGAGGCAAAACUAAAAACUCAGGGAGAGUUACCACCACAAGCUGGGCAAACCACCUCACCACAAACGGCUCUGGUGGAAAUAAAAGUAUGAUGCAUAAAUCACACAUCACACAUAGGACACGUCACCAAGAGGAAGCGCUAGCAGGUGCGCCAACGGUGAUGUGCAUGACAUAAAUUAAGACUAUCCUUAAUUUGACCGAGUGGACUAUCUCAGCCAUAAUGUGGAGUCAAGAAGAUUCCUACAACUGACUCACAGAUCCUGGGCCGUGUGUCCUAGAGAUGCUGUAACCUACGUUAGCAGAUUCUGCAGAUAGGAAAACAGAGACUCAAAGACAGAACUGACUUCCUUAAAGGCACCAGCAGCUUAGUGGCAGAAUGAGGAAUUGAAUCCAGUCUCCAGGUUUCCAGCUAGCUCUGUGUUACUUUGUGUGUGUAUUAAGGAAAGAGGCUGCAUUCAAGUGUAUAUGAGUGUGCAUGCCUGUGUGGAGGCCAACUGAGGGUAUUGGGUAGUCUCUGUCUCUCUCCAUCUCCUUCCUUCCUUCCUUCCUUCCUUCCUUCCUUCCUUCCUUCCUUCCUUCCUUCUUUCUUUCUUUCUUUCUUUCUUUCUUUCUUUCUUUCUUUCUUUCUUUCUUAUUAUUUAUUUGAGUCAAGUCUCUGACUGAAUCUGAUGCUAACCAUUUGGACAGGCUGGCUGGCCAGUGAGUUCCAGGCAUCUGUUUCCUACCCCUCACUCAGCAUUGAGACUAAAGACCUGUGCCCCUCUGCUUCCCAGUCUGACUGAUACAAUAAUGGGUGUCAGGUAGCCAAACCUAGGUCUGUAUACUUACAUGGCAGACACUCCAUUGACAGUCAUCUCCCCAACCUACUGUGAUAUUUUUACACUGUAUAUGUUGAGUCCUUGUUGUACCUUCCCAUGCUAAUACCCUUCCUCUCCCUAGACCCGUUCCUAUUUCUAUAACU